CUGUUUCUCAGCACAUUGUGAAAUUCAAGAUCAUGCAGCAGCUACCUCAUCUGCGUUUCCCAGUCCGGCUGUACUUGCACAACAGAAGGGGGGGCGGGGGAUGAAGGAUGUUUGUUCUUGGCUAUCACAGUCGAUUUGUUAAUCUUUCAGUCUGCAUGUUUAACAGGAGCCAUUGGCUUUCUGAGCCAACUGCUCACACUGUGCUCCAGGGUAAUCCUCUGUCCAGGGAUGCCUGAGACUCUCCUGCUGGAGAUGAUGCUGUUUCCUGGGAUCAGGGUCAGUACAAAGGAGCCUGAGGAAAAGCUGCACAGGUGGAGAGCACCUGUCUGUGUCAAAUUCAGCAGGCCCCACCUGGAUCUUCUUGGGAUAUUGAGAAGGAAACGCAGGCCCCAUCCCUCCUCUUCCCUUCCCAUUCAGCCGGCCUGGUAUGGACAGCAAGUGCCAGACUGCCCGGUGCCUCUGAGCCCCAGAGCUCCUUUGCCUGCUCCCCACGCCCUCUGGCCUUCUCCUGCCUUGACUCAUCCCAGCCAGUAUCACCGCACUCCGUAUUUCAGCUCCUCUUGAACUCCCACGGUAAUAGUUAACAUUGUGUCACUGAGCACCUCAGUCAGCCCCGCCUCUGAAUGGUCCUUCCCUUUUGCAAAGCCAGGUGAGCGUUUGAUAUUCUCCUUCUAGGGAGUGGUGGGCAGCUCACACCUGGUGUCCCACUCUCUGCAGCUUGAGCAGAUCCCGUUCCCAAGGUUCCCCUCCCAGACGUAAAGGACAAGGAGCCGAGAUUCUCCAGAGCAAGAUGGCAACCCUCCCCCACACCCCCUCCCUGGCGUCAUCACCUACCUCGGCAAAGCUUCUCUUCUGAGUGUGUCGGGCAGCCUCCUGAGCUGGAGCAGUGGGGCUGCCAUUCAGUGGCUCCCUCGGCAGCCACGUCCUGCCCAUACAGCAAGCAGGGGUCAUAAGCUAGGGGAGUAAGCACACACCACCUUUCCUAGCGAGAACUGAGGUGGGAUGUGACUUUAAAGCGCAGUCGCUCUUCCUGAUUAACUCCAUGUAUAGACACUCUGGAAUCAGAGUGCCUCCUUCUGGUUUAGCUAAUCCCCUUGCAGUCCACACCUCCUCGCCAUGUGUAGACAAGCCCCGAGGCACUGCUCAGUUACACUGUUAGUAGAGACAGCAGUUAGCAGGACGCGGGUCCUAUGGGAAAGCAGAAUCGGCAGCAGUCUGUCCCCAUGGGAAUGGUAGUGCUGUUCCCAAUUCACGUUGCAGCUUCCCGGAAGGAUCCAGGAGGCCGAGAAGAGGGGCACAGCACGGGGAGGGCUUUUUUCAAGCCUAAUAUGUUUGAGAAGCAGAAGUGCAAAAGGAGCUAGAAUUGCAAUCAGUUUAACUCCUGACCCUUCCCACUUCAAAAGGCCCCUGUAACAAGCACAACAGAAAAGGUGACUGGUUUCAUUCAUGAAAUUUUUCUUGCGCUUUCCCCAGUGGCUUGUUUCCCUCAACACUGAUCUGUUCUUUAGAACAGGAUUUACUGUUGUUCUGUCAUCGAGCCAGGCAACCUGAAAGCUAAAGAUCCCCCUGGGGAAACACUGACUGCUUGGGUGGGCGGCAAUUGCUUGUAGCAAAUCUAUUUUAAGUCCACCUCUUUGCUGAACUUGUCCUGGCCUUUAACAGUGUCAUUGCAGCCUUGAGCCUCGUGGGUACAUACCAGAGUGUGGGGGAGAAGAGAGGUGAGGAGCCAAGAGGGCAUGUUAAACCAGAAGGAAGCUCAGGCUGGUUGUUCCAUUGUCUCUCUACAGGCAGCUACAAAUGUGCAAAGGUAAUACAUCCUCCACUCUGCGGUGCGGCUCCAGCCUGCGGUGCUUUGACUGGGAAUGUGCUAGCCGGCUUUCUUUUGUACACACACUAAACCCCCUGGGUGCUGAGCAAAUAUGAGUUAAAUGCAGUAACCGUGGGUGGAGAGCGUGAUGUCCAAAUGGUUAACACUGAUUGCCCGGCUCUCGCAGCUGUCACAACUUGUGCAGCUCAAGGACCGGGGUGAGCAGGAGCCCAGCUUGCAGACAGCACCUUAUCUGCUUGGAAAAUGUGGCUACAGCAUGAAGUAAGGCUGACCCCCAGGGCCAUGUGUGUGAGGAUGUGGUGUAAUGAGAAACAUUCUCGCAAAGCCAGCCUGAGCCGCAUUUGUAACCAGUUAGUGGUUUAAUCAGCCGGUGCUAUCCUCUGUCCCCACACACAGCAGUGUCCCACAGGCCUUGUCUAUGCAGGAAUGUUUCCCCAGGCUGUUUUUUUCCGUGGGAAGGACACCAAAGGAGCGCAGCCCCACGGCUCUGGGUCAGCUGAAGCUACUUCCAGUGCGAUUCAUUGCACCCAUGGAGCUCUGCGCUUCUCCUAAAUAACCACCGCAUUCUGGGCGGAUAUCCCACGGAGCCACAAGCUGCUGCCAAACUUGGUGCAUUCUGGGAUUUUUCCUGUGGGGCAUUGUGGGAUACCUCCCCAAACUGACUGGAAUUCUGGGACUUGGGUCAGGCUAAGAAAUUCCCAUGAUGCCUUUCCUAUGUUCCCAUCACUCCACUGGCUUUGACAUGGCACUGGGUCAUGUACUCUUCUCCUGCAUUUGCUUGUCAAUCUUUACAUCUGGGGGACUCCUGUUGAAACAGGACAGGCCGUGCUUUUGUCCCAGGACAAGGGACUCCAGGACCUCCAGAGGGACCAGGCAGAAGCACGGGGCUGCUCUAAUGGUGCCUGGUAUGUGAAUUUGCCAUCAGCCGUCACCGCAAAGGGCACACCUAGGUGUGUGCCAGCAUUUAAACAGGGAGGUAACAGCCAGUAAAGAUGACCCCAGAGUAGUAACAGGCAUGGGCCCAGCCCAGAGUGAAGCAGUGCAGUGUGGAGUAGCAGUGGGAGGACUGCCUGGCCUGGAACAGUGGAUUUGUCCCCACACGAACCUUAUCCCAGGAUCACUCAUUCUGGAGUAGAGUGAUGCCGCUUCCAAAGUGGAUUAAUACAAGUGAGUUAAGAUGCCAGAUACCCUGGGAAAAGGACACAAGACAGUUUAUACCGAAAAGAACUAAAGUGAUAUAAGAAACCAACUUUCUAGUGUAGACAAGCCCUUAGACAGGCUGCAACGGUUCUGGGGCCUGGCCCGAGGCUGGGGGUGGUGCCUUCCAGGACCAGGUUCAGCACUCUGGGUAUAACCUCCUUAGCCCCCGGGCAGCCAGCGUGGCUGAUCCUUGCUCCAGCUCCACACAGCGUGGGCUGCCCCGGGGUGCUGCUCAGGCCAUUCGGCGGCUCUCUCCUCGGGGCGCCCAAUCCCCUGCUGAGGCGGGGUGGGAGAACAGCCCAGAUUUUCCCAGUAUGCACCAAUGCAGGUAGGCAGGAUGGUGAGUGUGGCCAUGUAAACCCAGCUCCCUGAUGCUAGUGGGGCAGCGUGGCUGCUCCUCGUGGCGUCUGCUGGAACUAGGUCCCUGAGACUGUGGCGCCCCGGCUGGACGCAGGGCGGGUCUUUGCAGGGGACUGGUCUGCGCUGGGGAAUGCUGCUGAGUCUGAACGCAGCGGCCAGCAAUGGUGUUGGCUGCCGUGACGCCGAGCAUGGUUCGGCUGCCAGCCUAGAGCAGGGCACGCCACGGCAAGCCUCCUGCCAGCGAACUGGCAUUCGAGCCCCAAGCCAGGCUUUACGUGUGGCUGGCCAGCGCCAUGCAGGACGAGCCUCUGCCUGUCUGUGCUCCGCGUCACUCCUGUUCCGAUGACCCUCGACAGCCACCCGGGGCAGCCCAGGCCCUGGAAGUACAGGAGGUUAGUGAACAGGAACAGACGUGUGGACACGGCUCCUGUCCCAAGCAGCAGCAUUUCUACCAUCCAGUUCCGGAGGCCAGUGCACUGUGAGGGAGGCUCUGUGGGCCCUGCCCCCCGCCCCAGUGCUGAUAGAUGCACACGGGGCCCGCACUGCUGCAGGGAACCACUCCCACCCCCAGCUAGUGCUGCCGCUGUCCGUGGAGCCCAGGAGCUGGUGCCCGGUGAUGAGCCAGAGACUCGAGGGAGGAGAGGAUCUAAGAGCUUCGUGCCUGGAACCUGCCGUCCGUGCCCAGAGCUCCAAGCCUAGCGCUGCAAUGGCACUAUGUCCUGACCUGCGCAGAGAACCCACCAGGAGCCCAGUGCUCUGCCCACCUCCCAUUGAUUGGCAGGUCGAGGGCCUUUCCUUCAGAGCCGGCUUCCCCUUCCCUCCCUAGGGACUUGCUCGGAUUCAGCAGCAGAAUGGUGCUGGGUACGUCUACGUGGCGCUAAAACCCCCUGGCACGGAGUCACAGAGCCCAGGUCGGCUGACUCAGGCUGCGGCUGUGGGGCUAAGCAUUCCAGUGUUGGAGAUCUGCCCCGUGCCAACAUUUACGCUGCAAUUUUAGAGCCCAGCCCGAGCUGAGCCAGCCAUGCCCAUACUGGUGGGUCUGUCCUGCGCCUGCCUGUGGCGCAUGGGGUUGCCUCCCUGACCAUCUCGGCUAAUAGCCAUUGGUGGCCCUGCCCUCCAUCAAUUACCUAAUUCCCGUCAGUGGUAGAGACAGGGCUAGAACCUAGACAGACCCCGCAGGCCCAUCCCUCCGAUUGCUCUGGCUUGGCUUUGCCCAUGUCCACACUAAAGAUCUAUAUGGACGUCGCUUUGCCCAUCACUGGGGUGGAGUGAGGGCACAGGCACCAAUGACGCUGCUCCGCCACUGGCUCAGGAGAGGAUCCAGUCGCCAGUCAGACGGACGGGGGAUUUCGGGACUGGAAGGAGAUGGGCAGGGUUGGAAUUUGGGUCUGCGGUUCACUCACAAAUUUCUUUUGUGACUGCAAAGCCGCCUCCUUCGUUUGCAAGUUAAAUAGCUCAGCCUCCUUAUCAGAAGGGCCAAACCUUUUACUGCUCCUCCCAAGGGGUCAUUGAUCCUCAGCCAGCGUGCUCAGAGGAGGCCUGGAUCUCUCACCCUGCACUGCCUGUCUUGGGGGGGGGCCUCAAAUCCCAGCAAUGGCUUUGCCCUCUCGAUGGUGACACCGCGAUCUCCAGGGUAAAGCGUGCGCCUGGGGGGUGGAUAACAGGAAGCUUGGCCGGGGUCUUUGCAAUGGCCGGAGUGGGCAGCCAUUAGCAGAGCAAGCACUGGCCACUCUGCAGGGCGGAAGGGGGAGCAGAGCCCUCAGCCCAGCUCCCUGCUGCUGUCCCUGCCGGGAUUUUGUUUCUUUGAAUGUGAUCAAAGCGUCUUUCGCCCUCUGCUGCAGGACUUCACCACCCCGGUGCAUUGGGCAAUGUGCCAGCCGGUCCAAAGGUGAAAGGAGGCAUCUAUAAAGAGACAGCUCCUUCUCCUUGAGAGAGACCGGCAGAGUUUGCACAGGGAUUCCCCCGGCCGCUGCAAAAUGAGCUCGGUGCAACUCCUGGCCACCGCUGGCCUCUGCGUCUACCUCUGCCUUGCCGCCGGCCUCGCCGCUGCGCCUGUGUCUUUAGAGGAUGAGAAGGCCCCUGCCUACUGGAACGAGAGAGCCAGGAGGACACUGGAGUCAGCACUGACCCUGACACCCGUGACCCGCCGUGCCAAGAACAUCAUUCUCUUCCUGGGUGACGGCAUGGGGAUCUCCACCAUCUCCGCCGCUCGGAUCUACAAGGGGCAGCUGGAGGGCGGGCCCGGUGAGGACAGCCGGCUGGCCAUGGAGACCUUCCCCUACGUCGCCCUCGCCAAGGUGAGACGCCCCCAGCUGCUUGGGAAUGCUCCCAGGGCACGGGCUGUGCCAGCCGCCCCCAGUGCCUGUUCCCGGCCCCUUGCUGCCUUGCAGACAUACAACGUGGACCGGCAGGUGCCCGACAGCGCUGGCACCGGCACUGCGUACCUGUGCGGGGUGAAGGCCAACGCCAAAACCCUGGGGGUGAGCGCCGCCGCUGUCUAUGGCAAAUGCAACACCACGUGGGGCAACGAGGUCCACUCCGUCCUGCACCGGGCCAAGCUGUCGGGCAAGUCGGUGGGCAUCGUGACAACCACCCGAGUGCAGCAUGCCUCGCCGGGCGCUUCCUACGCCCAUGUGGUCAACCGGGAGUGGUACAGCGACGCCGACCUGCCCAAGGAGGCCGCCAGACAGGGCUGCAAAGACAUCGCGUACCAGCUGGUGCACAACACAGACAUCAACGUGAUUCUGGGCGGUGGGAGGAUGUACAUGACUCCCCGGAAGACCCCGGACCCCGAGUACCCGACGGACCCAAAGCAGAGCGGGACGAGGAAGGAUGGACUCGACCUGGUUGAGAACUGGCUCAGUGCCAAGGAGGGGGCGCGGUACGUCUGGAACAAGGAAGGCCUGGACGCCGUGGAUGAGAACUCCACCGACUACCUCCUGGGUCUCUUUGAGCCCAAGGACAUGAAGUACGAGCUGAACCGCGACGCCAGCACGGACCCCUCCAUCGUGGAGAUGACGGAGAAAGCCGUCCGCAUCCUGCGCAGGAAUCCCCGCGGCUUCUUCCUCUUCGUGGAAGGAGGCAGGAUCGACCACGGGCACCACAGCAGCAGAGCCAAGCAGGCGCUGAGUGAGGCCGUCCUGCUAGACCGGGCCGUGGCCCGCGCCGCCGAGCUGACCGACGCCUCGGAGACCCUCACCGUGGUCACGGCCGACCACUCGCACGUGUUCAGCUUCGGCGGCAGCACGCCGCGCGGCAACAGCAUCUUCGGCCUGGCACCCAAGAAGGCCGAGGACCGGCGGCCGUACACCAGCAUAUUGUACGGGAACGGGCCGGGCUACGCCAUCGCGAAUGGGAGCCGGCCGGACGUGAGCAGCCUGCCCAUCGAGGACAAGGAUUACCGGCAGCAGGCGGCCGUGCCCCUGGACACCGAGACCCACGCCGGCGAGGACGUGGCUAUUAUGGCCAGGGGACCCAUGGCCCACCUCUUCCACGGGGUGCAGGAGCAGAACUACGUGGCCCAUGUCCUGGCCUACGCCGCCUGCCUGGAGCCCUACCACGCGGGCCCCGAGUGCCCGGCCCCGAGCUGCAGGUCAGGCAGCCCAGGCCUCGGCCACCCCCACAGCCUCCUGCUCGUCGCACUCGGGGCAGCCUCCCUCCUGCUGAGGAUGUGACAGUGGACGUUGAUCUUGACCAGCCUGGGGGACCCCCCCGUGCCCUCUGCCAGCAGAGCAGCCAGCGCCCCCCAGGCUGCAGGGCUGGGCCGGCCCUGGUACCACACGAGAGAGACGCUCUUGCUUGCCUGUGUAUAUAAUUUUGUAACCGUCUCCUGCCCUCCCAGCCCCCCGGAAAUAAAAUCUGCUGCCGUUUUGUUCUUA
Gopherus evgoodei (Goodes thornscrub tortoise) is the source of this 7266-nucleotide messenger RNA. Its product is annotated as alkaline phosphatase-like. The record is from RefSeq and is a predicted model, not a curated record. Gene Ontology annotation, cellular component: plasma membrane. Gene Ontology annotation, biological process: dephosphorylation. Gene Ontology annotation, molecular function: alkaline phosphatase activity. The coding region runs from base 5365 to 7062 and encodes 565 amino acids. The transcript is spliced from 12 exons. Lineage: Eukaryota; Metazoa; Chordata; Testudines; Testudinidae.